Messenger RNA from Engraulis encrasicolus (European anchovy), 2522 nucleotides. RefSeq names its product sorting nexin 11 (gene snx11). Bases 345 to 2435 code for a protein of 696 amino acids. Lineage: Eukaryota; Metazoa; Chordata; Actinopteri; Clupeiformes; Engraulidae. The record is from RefSeq and is a predicted model, not a curated record. Gene Ontology annotation, molecular function: phosphatidylinositol phosphate binding. Gene Ontology annotation, cellular component: endosome. The transcript is spliced from 7 exons. Gene Ontology annotation, biological process: intracellular protein transport; vesicle organization.
AAGAGUCUCAUAGCAUAAUGGGCAUCGGUCUGUACAUGUUAUGCAGGAGUGAAUCAUCAAAAUACUGUCUUUAUUUUUGUUACUUUGAGCCGUCCCAUGUAAAAUUUCUUCUUUGGACACGGAUGUCUGUUUGUUGAAUGGUGUUGAAUGACUCGCCGAAUCCGGGAUAAUAUGGACCAUGGCAUCAGCUCCUGACAAAACAGUUUGUCGACUCAUCCUCCUCGGGGCAAGAAUAUUCUGCGACUCCAUCACGCCCACACGCCAAGAAGUAUUAAUUAAGUGAUUUUCACUCAAUAGUGGAAUACACCAGAGCAGCUGAGUAAAGAAAAUGCUCUUCCGGUAGGAUGAUCAAGAGUCAGGAUCAAGAUGAGUUUGUUGCGGUCCGAGUUCAGGACCCCCGUGUCCAAAACGAGGGUUCCUGGAACUCCUAUGUUGACUUCAAAAUAUUCCUCCAUACCAACAGCAAGGCCUUUACAGCAAAGACUUCCUGUGUGCGGCGCAGAUACAGCGAGUUUGUGUGGCUGCGAAAGAAGUUGCAGAAGAACGCUGGCCUGGUCCCUGUUCCGGAUCUGCCCAGCAAGUCCUUCUUCUCGUUUAAUAAUGAGGACUUCAUCGAGAGGAGGAGGAAAGGCCUGCAGGGCUUCCUGGACAAGGUUGUGCACUUGACCGUCUGCCUGUCGGACAGUCAGCUGCACUUGUUCCUGCAGACGCAGCUGCCAGUCAGCCACAUCCAGGACUGUGUCAUGGGCCUGACGCCUUACACUGUCAUGGACGCCAUCUUGACCUACGCCUCGUCCAAUCAGGGCUGGGCUCAGGCUCAGGAGGAGGAGUCAGAUGCCACCCAGGAGCAGUGCCCAUCUGUUCCUUAUGAGUCCAUGGAGAGCCCCUCUCCUCAUGUGCCAUCCUCUCAGCAUGGAGACCAGGCUCCUGUUCCUGCGGACAGUCAGGAAGACGGCGAUGCCACAGCUGAUUCCGUGACCGUGGACGUCCACCAAGUGAACUUAGUUGAACUAACGGUCGGCGAGACUGAGAAAGAGACGCAGGUGGACACCGCAGCUGACCCUUCCAUUGAAGGUCAGGUAGAAACUUUAGUGGAUCUCCAACCGCAAGGUGUAGACUUGGAAAUUGUCAACCAAGUCGACGCUGUCAAAGAGGAGGAGAAGGCAGAAGUCACCAAGAGAGCAGAGGAGAAUGGAACAGCCGUUGAACAGCUGUUAGCCGUUGACAAAGUGGAGGAACUUUUGGCAGAGGUUGGACUUGUUGAACAGACUGUGACACAUUCAGAUGAAGAGAACACCUCAGACGUGGUUCUGGAGGAGACUGUUGAAAUUCCAGAAAGUACUGUAGUGGAGGAGCGAAACGAGGAGGAGAAGGAGAAAGCGACCACUGUUCACCCAAUGAAUGUAGAACUUUCGGGGGAGCAGGUAGAGAGCGCUUCCAAUCACUCCUCAGAAAACGACACUUUAGUUUUAGAGUUGGCUGUCGGACCACAGAGUCUUGAAGAGCCGAGCCUCAAAAGUGGUGCCUGUGAAAACAAGAGUUCACAGGAUUUUAGAGAAACGUGCACAGUGAAGGGACAAAAUGAGGAGCAGAGCCAGAGUGAGGAGAGUGAGAUGCAUCCAGCAGCUCCUGUGGAGAGGAUGAUCCCUGCUGCUCUUGUAGACGAGAACUUGUCUGUGGAACUGGUUGAGGAGCAGGAAGAGCUGGAAACAGAGAAGAAGGCUGAGGAAGAGAAGGCCGAGACGGAAGAGAGUGAGAAGGAAGAAGAAGAGAAAGGGAAGGAAGCGGAGAUGGAGGAAAACAACCUGCAGACUGUUCACCUGCCAGUACAGACGGCUGUAGAUGAGAGAACGUCUGCAGAAAAAGCUGAAGAGGAGGAGGAAGAGGAGGCUGAGCGGGAGAAGGAUGAGGAGAAAGAGAAUGAGAAGGAAGAGAAAGAUGAAGUAGAAGAUGCUGCUGCUGAUGAUGAGGAGGUGACUCUGCAGACUGCCCCCCUCCAAAAUCAGGAGAACCCGGACCAGGAAGAAGACCAUCACCAUGACGACGACGUUGACGACAUCAAGACCAACGGCGUGACCAAUGGAGUGUUCAACGGUUGUCACAGCAGUGACAACUCCGCAGCCUCGAGUGCCAUCGAAGAGUCCGUAGAGGAGGAAGUUCCAGACAGUGAUCUCAUUGAGGAAGUAGGCAAAGCCAUCAGCGCCAUGGCGACGGAGACCACAGUGCCAGGCAACACUGUGGAAUCAGGAAACGCUGAAGAACAUCAUGCAGAUGAAGGAGAGCCCAUCGCGGAGGACUGCUGUGACCUCAAAGGUCAAAACUGCCAAGGUCAGGUCACCGGACAGCCUUGCUCUGACCCUUCUGUUGUGCUGGAGAACAUUCAAGGAGACCCCAGCCCUGGAAUUGCCUCUCAAGAGCCAGACGUCAGUCUCUAGUCUAGUUGAUCAUAUGACCUCAGCACGUCACGAGUCAUCAUUCAUCCUGUGCAAAGGGGGAUGUUGGGUAGAUCGUCAUUCACCAGA